This is a messenger RNA of Galeopterus variegatus (Sunda flying lemur), 466 nucleotides long. Its product is annotated as iron-sulfur cluster assembly 2 homolog, mitochondrial-like. The transcript has 3 exons. Gene Ontology annotation, molecular function: iron ion binding; 4 iron, 4 sulfur cluster binding; 2 iron, 2 sulfur cluster binding. The coding region runs from base 13 to 348 and encodes 111 amino acids. Gene Ontology annotation, cellular component: mitochondrion. Gene Ontology annotation, biological process: iron-sulfur cluster assembly. The record is from RefSeq and is a predicted model, not a curated record. NCBI's taxonomy places the organism in Eukaryota, Metazoa, Chordata, Mammalia, Dermoptera, Cynocephalidae.
UUGUGGAGGAAGAUGGCGGCCGCCUGGGAGUUGUCCCUAACGGCUGCAGCGCUGAGAGCGGUAACGCUUUGGCCGAGGGGCAGGCUCCUCUCGGCCUCCCAGGGACUUCAGGCGCGUCGGGAAACUUCGUCCUCCAGCCCCGAGGCUGGCGAAGGGCAGAUCCGCCUCACGGAUAGCUGCAUCCAGAGGCUUCUGGAAAUCACCGAAGGGUCAGAAUUCCUCAGGCUGCAGGUGGAGGGAGGUGGAUGCUCCGGAUUCCAAUACAAAUUUUCACUGGAUACGGUUAUCAACCCCGACGACAGGCAAGGAAGAAGGAUUGGCUCGUUAGAGGAUGUAGAGGAGGAAUAAAAGUGUCUCCAGUUUAGGGUGCACUUUUCCCCACAUUUAAAGGGUUUGCUAAGGAUGGUUAACGCUGCCCUUCUCACACAGUGAGGAUGCAAUAAAAAUUUGUUGUCUUAAUUCGAAA